GCUGUGCUGUGUUGUGUUGAGGCGUUCGAUAAAGACCUCUGCUUUGAACAUACAAGACUGCAAACCCAUCUUUGGUUCAUAUUAAGGUUAAAAACUUGUCAACGGGAUGGCAAGUGACUCCCCUCGCAGACCAAGCCGCUGUGCUGGAGGGGUUGUGGUUCGAGCCCAGGCUGCCACUGAGCAGUCAUACAUGGAGAGUGUGGUCACAUUUCUACAGGAUGUCGUCCCUCAGGCAUAUACAGGUACUCCACCAACUGAUGAAAAGGAGAAGAUUGUUUGGGUGCGCUUUGAAAAGGCUGAUCUCAAUGAUGUGUCCCGCUCCCCGGAGUUUCUGGAGAUGCAGGGCAGUGGCAAUGAUCCUCCACUGUGUCUCAUGAUUGGCUACUCGGAUGGUAUGCAGAUUUGGAGCAUAUCGCUGAGUGGAGAGGCACAGGAGCUGUUCUCAGUGCGCCACGGUCCAGUGCGGGCCGCCCGGCUCCUGCCCGCUCCCCAUAUCAGUCCCCUGAAGACGGACAGCUUUGCAGAGAAGAGGCCUCUACUGGGCGUGUGCAAGAGCACGGGGUCCUCAGGGACAAGCCCUCCAUACUGCUGUGUGGACCUCUACUCUCUGAGGACGGGGGAAAUGGUAAAAUCCAUCCAGUUCAAAACCCCUAUUUAUGAUCUACAUUGCAACAAAAGGAUUCUUGUGGUCAGUUUGCAAGAGAAGAUUGCAGCUUUUGACAGCUGCACAUUUACAAAAAAGUUCUUUGUCACAAGCUGCUACCCUUGUCCUGGGCCUAACCUGAACCCGAUAGCUCUUGGGGACCGAUGGCUAGCUUAUGCAGAGAACAAGUUGAUCCGGUGUCAUCAGUCACGUGGAGGAGCCUGUGGAGACAAUGCCCAGUCCUACACUGCUACCGUCAUCAGCGCCGCUAAAACUCUGAAGACUGGUUUGACCAUGGUGGGGAAAGUGGUGACCCAGCUGGCGGGCACGCUGCCCUCUGGCGCCCCUGACGAGGAGGGCUCGCCCCACAGUGCCACGCGGCGAAGCCCCCACGUGCCCGGGGUCAUCACCAUCAUCGACAUGCAGAACGUCGGAGAGGGACAGGUCCUGGUGAGUGACGACUCGGAUGGCGAGGGAAUCGUGGCCCACUUCCCAGCCCAUGAUAAACCCAUAUCCUGCAUGGCGUUCAACCCGAGCGGUAUGCUCCUGGUGACCACAGACUCGUUGGGCCACGACUUCCAUGUCUUCCAGGUCCUGACACACCCGUGGGCGUCCUCUCAGAGCGCCGUGCAUCACCUGUACACCCUCCAUCGGGGAGAGACGGAAGCUAAGGUGCAGGACAUCUGCUUCAGCCACGACAGCCGCUGGGUGGUGGUCAGCACGCUGCGGGGCACCUCGCACGUAUUCCCCAUCAACCCGUAUGGCGGGGCGCCGUGCGCACGCACACACAUGUCCCCGCGCGUGGUCAACCGCAUGAGCCGCUUCCAGAAGAGCGCCGGCCUGGAGGAGAUCGAGCAGGAGCUCAGCAGCAAACAGGGCGGCCGCUGCAGCCCCAUUCCUGGAUUGUCCAGCAGCCCGUCUGGCUCACCGCUGCACGCUAAACUCACCAGUCAGGAGUCCUACAACAACUUCACCAACAACAACAUGGGCAACCCGCGGCUGUCCCCUCUGCCCAUCCUCACCAUUGUGCUGCCCCUGGCGCAGAUCAAGCAGCCCAUGACCCUCGGCACCAUCACCAAACGCACUGGACCCUACCUCUUUGGGGCAGGAUGUUUUUCCAUUAAAACUCCAUGUAAAGCCAAGCCUCCGCCCCAGAUUUCACCCAGCAAGUCCAGCGGAGGGGAGUUCUGCGUGGCAGCCAUCUUUGCCCCUUCUCGCUCCUGGUUCAUCACCAACCCCAACAUGAAGAGGGAGAAAGACCAAUCCCGCCAGUCGGUGGUAGAAUCCCUGUACAUCCUGAGCUGCUAUGGCAACUUGGUGGAGCAUGUCCUUGAGCCGCGUCCGAUCAGCACGGCCCAGAAGAUCAGUGACGACACGCCCCUGGAGCUCAACACCUGUCCUCGGGCCUGCUGGACUUUGGCCCGGACGCCACAGUGGAACGAGCUCCAACCACCUUUCAACAACAACCACCCAUUGGUCCUGGCGUCAGACUUGGUGCAGUACUACCAGUACCUCCUGGCUGGCUUGGUGCCUCCUGGAAGCCCUGGCCCCAUCACACGCCACGAGUCCUACGACAGCCUGGCCUCAGACCACAGCGGGCCAGACGACGAAGAGUGGCUCUCUCAGGUGGAGAUCGUGACCCACACCGGGCCUCACCGCCGCCUGUGGAUGGGCCCCCAGUUCCAGUUUAAGACCAUCCACCCGUCAGGCCAGACCACGGUCAUCUCCUCUAGCUCGUCUGUGCUGCAGUCCCAGGGCCCCUCCGACUCCCAGCAGCCCCUGCUAGACUUCGACACCGACGACCUGGACCUCCACAGCCUGAGGAUCCAGCCAGUGCGCUCAGAGCCAGUGAGCAUGCCUGGCUCCUCUCGGCUUGUGGCCGAUCGGAGAGGCCAGUCCAUUGAUACGGGAUCAGGAACGUUCGACAGGAGCGUGACCCUGCUGGAGGUGUGCGGCAGCUGGCCCGAGAGCUUCGGCCUGCGUCACAUGACCCCAGCCGACACCACGGAGGAGGGCCUCAGGGAGAGGCUGGCCGACGCCAUGUCUGAGUCGCCCAGCAGGGACAUCGUGGGCUCCGCAACAGAGUUGCAGAGGGAGGGGAGCAUUGAGACCCUCAGCAACAGUUCUGGAUCUACUAGCGGCAGCAUCCCCCGCAACUUCGAGGGCUAUCGCUCGCCGCUGCCCACCAACGAGAGCCAGCCGCUCAGUCUCUUCCCCACCGGCUUCCCCUGAGACCCCCGCACGCUUCUCCUGAGACCUCCCACACACACACACACACACACACACACACACACACACACACGGAGAGAAGGAUCUCCUACCCCCCUGGACCCCACCACCACCAUCCCUCCUCUUGCUGCCCCCUGAUCGCCCGCCAGACAAUCGUGAUGUUUAAGACAUACCCAUCAUCCUAGGGGGAUCACACACAUGGGAUGUUUCUCUAUGAGGCCAUCACUCACCCCUCCUCUCCUCCCCCUUUCCCCCUUUCUUCUUUUGUGUCUUUUUCAUCCUUUCUUCACCCCAACCCUGACCACUGCCCAGUUGAUCCCAGGAUCCCAGCCUCCCAAUGGUCGAUAAGGCAACAUCUCAAGUCAGGAUGAAUGAAUAAGGAUGACCCUGUCUCCCAGCGCUAUGCUACGCUACGCCGUAACUGAAUAACUUCAUGUUAACUUGUGUUACAACAGCACUCAUAGGUGUUGUAUGUCGUCAUAGGAUGAAUUAUUCCCUUCUGUUCCAGUAAAUGAGAGAGACAGAGAGGAAGAGAGAUAGAGAGAUACAGAUAUGUGAUAUUUUUGUCUGAUGUUGAUAGAAGGGAUCAUUUUGUUCCACUCACCUGUGGAUGUGAGCCACCAUUGAUAUCAUCAUCAUCAUCAUCAUCUCCUCUUAUACAGUAUGUGACCGUUUCCACGACUCAAUGACUGAAUAGACAUGCUUGUGGGACUGUCUGUGUGUGUGUGUGUGUGUGUGUGUGUGUGUGUGUACUGAUUACCUCUACACUGAGCGUGAGCAUGAAGUCAUGCGAUCGUUAGUGUUUACUUUAAACGGAUCCAGCAGCGAGUCAGGCUGAGCUGAGGGUUGGCUGGCGUGGUGGUGGUGGUGGUGGUGGUGGUGUUUGUUGUUGAAGCGCUUGCUGCUGAUGCUGCCGCUGCUCCUCGUCUCUCAGAUGUGUAAUUGUAAUUGCCUUCAGGUGAUACUCUACCUUUUCCUCAGACAUGUUUUUUUUUUGUUUGGAAACACAUUUCAAGUUGAAAACAGAUGAAGGCAUAAUCAGACAGGCAAGACAUGAAUUGCAGAUCCUCAGUCGCAAUUUAGAAUUGAGUUAGCCCCUAUAGUAGCUUAGCCAGGUGCCCUUUUUAAAUCAUUCUGUUAUUUCAUACAUACGCAUGGCUUACUAAGACAUCCGUUUUUAUUGAUUUCUUCUUUUUUCCUCUUCUUGUGAACCUGAUAUUGUUCAGCAAAUUUCUUUGUAUUCCUUGCUCCAUGUGCAGAGGUAUGGAUUUCAUAUUGUAAGAUUUUUGAGCCUUUGUGGGUGAUUUAUUUUCCGUUGCUGUAAUUAUAUUUCAGAUUUUUUUUUAGGAUGUAUUCAAUCCUUUGAUUUGUUUAUUCUUACAUGGGUUGCUUUUGUUUUGUUUUUUCAUAAGGGAUUUUAAAUUAGCUAUUUGGAGCCUAUUCAUGUUAAAGUAGGAGCCAUGGUCCUAACACCAAAAGUCUUGUGGUGCAUGGGUGGUCCUUUAGCCUGAUACCUGGUGUUUAAUCAGGUUUUACACACACACACACACACACACACACACACACACACACUUACACAAUUGGCUAACUACCAGCUCACUUUUAAGUUCACACCAAUAUCUCCAAGCUGAGCUGACAUAACUUGCACUAAUUUUAAAACUGUUUCGAUAUCAACAUGAAAUUAUGAAAUUAUGUUUAAUUUCCGAAGUAGAUCUACCAUUUACCACAGAUUUACAGCCUCAACACUUAGCCAAGUAUGCUAGUGCAGAGGACAGUUACAAAUAAAAAGUGCCCCAUGUUGAUUGUACAUGACCUAGCAAUGCAUGUAUUAGAUAAAAAUGAAUGGCUUUGAGUGUUACAGAGGAGAGAGGGGAGAAUUUUAUGCUUGUUAGUGUAUGGCUUUAAUAGUGGCUUAAAGGGGCAUGAGGUGUAUCUGUGAAUGAAGCACCAGAGAACUGUAAACAUUUUUUUCUUUGCUUUGUUUGUUUAAACGUUGAAUGUUAUUGCCCCCUCCUUAGCCAUGAAUCUGCGCAAGUGACAUGAAAAGACUUCAGAAAAAAAGGCCUUUUGUCUGUUCUUUGAAGACAACGAUGGACACAUACCUAUAUAUUUUUAAAUAGUAAAUUUCACAGCUUUUUUCCAUUUUAAUGUGUAAUAUAUCUUAAUAGCGCAUUGUGUGUACUGAGCAAUGGCAUUACUGCGUGUUAAUAAAAAGGAAAAUAUUGUAAUGACAUGUUGAGCAAAUUUUGUAUUGAGAAUAAAUGCUUCCUUCUUCUCACUUUGGUGUCUUAGCUUGGCCAGUCAGGAUUGCUGUCCUCCACAAUCUCUCAUACUCAUCUCCAGGCUGUUGUGACUUUCUAAGUGUUUUUGUUUUUAAACAUGCACUAAUUCCAUUUCAUUGGCUAUUCUUUCUUUUUUUUGUCAAGUCCCACUACUGUCUGUAAUUAGCUUUCCUUCCAUUAAAAUACUAAUGUCAAAUGAUUUGUAAGAGAAUUAAACAGAAAAUAUUUC
Messenger RNA from Alosa alosa (allis shad), 5383 nucleotides. It is a transcript of the gene bcas3, whose product is annotated as BCAS3 microtubule associated cell migration factor. The coding region runs from base 107 to 2875 and encodes 922 amino acids. NCBI's taxonomy places the organism in Eukaryota, Metazoa, Chordata, Actinopteri, Clupeiformes, Clupeidae. Gene Ontology annotation, biological process: autophagy; response to starvation. The record is from RefSeq and is a predicted model, not a curated record. The transcript is spliced from 25 exons. Gene Ontology annotation, cellular component: cytoplasm. Gene Ontology annotation, molecular function: protein binding.